AUGCCGAUUGCAAUGGAAACAGCAUCGGCGUUGGUAUCAGCCGGAUCCGAAACAGAUUUGACUUCUGAGAAACCAUUGGAUCAGCACCAACAACAAACUUCGCAGACGCAGUUAUCACGUGGUAGUACCUCGCCGGCAACUUCUUCGCCAACAGUCACUGAACAACCAGCUUUGCAAAUUGAUUUGGGCACCAAUCUUUCAGCUAUUCUGAAUGCCACCGCAAAAAAUAGCGACACUAAAAACGAAAAUUCGCCGGCAGUUGGUGACGAUGCUAAUUUAUUAUUGGAACGUGAGCUUGAAAUUCAACAAAAAGCCUUUCAAAGGUUUACUUCCUCAUUAAACGAUCUCGGUUUUCGGUCAACAUUUCCAAUGAACGUUUUUCCGCCAUUUUUGGCAGCCAUGCAGCAGAAUCCGCUAACGCUGCAUAAUCAAUUUGUGGCAACUAGCGGUAGCAAUCCGCGGAGUUCUGGUGUUUCGCCAGGAUUAGACGAUGAUGAUGAUAAUUACGCUCUGGGUAAUCAAAAAGCUGUAUUAGUUACUGAAAAAUUUUUUAGUUUCCGUAAAGAGAAGAAAGAGUGUGGUGCAGGAAGCGGUGUUGGAUGUGCCGGUGAUGAUAACGCUGAUUCGGAUGCCAGUGGCCAACAGAAUUGGUCGUACGAAGAGCAAUUCAAGCAAGUCCGCUUUUUUUGUUUAUUUUGA
Molecule: messenger RNA, 699 nt
Organism: Gongylonema pulchrum
Lineage: Eukaryota; Metazoa; Nematoda; Chromadorea; Rhabditida; Gongylonematidae
Source: the annotation of a GenBank genome assembly